This is a messenger RNA of Scleropages formosus (Asian bonytongue), 3806 nucleotides long. RefSeq names its product ubiquitin-associated and SH3 domain-containing protein B-like. Gene Ontology annotation, molecular function: protein binding. NCBI's taxonomy places the organism in Eukaryota, Metazoa, Chordata, Actinopteri, Osteoglossiformes, Osteoglossidae. The transcript is spliced from 14 exons. The record is from RefSeq and is a predicted model, not a curated record. The coding region runs from base 480 to 2411 and encodes 643 amino acids.
CUCUGACAAGGCCGAAUUCAGUCAACAUCCAUUCAUAAAGGGCUCCCUGCAACGGGGCGAACGUAGUGAAAAAGAGCUCUCGCAAGUAUCAUUCGUCGCUCGCGCGAGCGAGUCCGUGAAGCGACUCGCCCAGGAAAGCCCUUCCAGUUCGCUCAGCGAAAGUGAAAGUGGGCUGAGAAAAGCAAAAGUGACUUCCGACGGACACCCCCGUGAGUCGCGCAGCGCGCUGCUGAUGCGAGUUGUGGAGCAGGAAGCGCAGGUCGCCGCACGCAGCUGAGCCGCCCGUCGCGGAGAGGAGAAGGUAAAGGAAGGAGAAGGAGGAGGGGGUAGCGAGCUCAGCCAAAGCGAGCCCAGCGCUUCAGUCUCCACCACUCCACCACUGUGGUAUAUGUCCGGCUCCGUGGGCUUCAUGCUUCCCCCAGUGGUCAGCGCGUCCCGCCAGUGUGAGUAAAAGCCCAGAUCAUCUCAUCAUCAUCAUCAUGGAAUCCGGAAUCAUGGCAACGAAAGAAGACUUGUACACCAAAGUGACCCCGAGGAGGUACCGCUCGGGGACUGUCAAACACGGGUCCAGUCUGGACGUGCUGCUCUCCAUGGGCUUCCCCAAAAACAGGGCGUUGAAGGCCCUGGUGUCCACGGGAGGAAGGAAUGUGCAGGCAGCCUGUGAUUGGCUGUUCUCUCAUGUAGAUGACCCCUUCCUGGACGAGCCCUUGCCCCGGGAGUUCGUGCUGUACCUGCGGCCCAGCGGGCCCCUCCUGCACCAGCUCUCCCAUUUCUGGCAGCAGUCGCGGCUCGCCUGUGGCAAGAACAAGGCACACAACAUCUUCCCCCAUAUCACGCUCUGCCAGUUCUUCAUGUGCGAGGAUGGGAAAGUGGAAGCCUUGUGCGAAGCCCUGCAGGCCACGGUGAACCGGUGGCGGGGCCGUUUCCCCAGUCCGCUGCGCCUGGAGCUGUACACCUCUUCCAACUUCAUCGGCCUCUUUGUGGAGGAGCAAGUGGCUGAGGUGCUCAAGGUCUUUGCUGCCGACUUUGCGUCUGAAGCUGCAGCCAAAGCAGAUGUCCAUGUGGAGCCUCAUAAGAAGCAGCUGCACGUGACCUUGGCCUAUCACUUUCAGGCCAAUCAUUUGCCCACCUUGGAAAAACUCGCAAAGGGCAUUGACGUCUCGCUGGGCUGCGACUGGCUGUCGGUGCUGUAUUCCCGGGACAUCCGAUUCGCCAAUCAUGAGACGCUGCGGGUGAUGUACCCCUACACGCCACAGAAUGAGGAUGAGCUGGAGCUGGCCCCUGGUGACUUUGUCUUCAUGUCGCCUAUGGAGCAGAACAACACCAGCGAGGGCUGGGUCUAUGGCACCUCCCACAGCACUGGUCUGUCUGGCCUUCUGCCUGAGAACUACAUCAGCCGGGCUGACGAGUGUGACACCUGGGUGUUGCAUGGGUCCUACUCUUUCCAUGGCCCUACUUCCCCCUCAGCUGCAGGGGGUGCUGUGGGUGGGAUCUGUGAUGGCCAGCUAGAUGGCCGGCUGCUUGACGAGUCGAGCCCUGGAGACCCAUCCCCUCUCAGUGUCAUCUGUCACCCCGUACAGGGGCAGCGAGUCAACAGCCAGUCUCUGCUUCCCAAGAGGACCCUCUUUGUCUGUCGACAUGGCGAACGAAUGGAUGUUGUUUUUGGAAAGCACUGGUUGUCCCAAUGCUUUGAUGCCAAAGGUCGGUAUGUUCGGACGAACCUUAACAUGCCGCCUAGCCUGCCCCAGCGGAGCGGGGGAUACAGAGACUAUGACAAGGACAGCCCCAUCACUGUAUUUGGCUCCACACAGGCCCGGCUUGUGGGGGAAGCCCUUUUGGAAAGCAACACAAUGAUAGAUUUUGUAUACUCCUCACCAUCCCUGCGCUGUGUCCAGACAGCCCACAACAUUCUCCGAGGGCUCCAGCAGGAUGGGAAGAUGAAAAUCCGGGUGGAACCUGGGCUUUUUGAAUGGACCAAGUGGGUGUCGGGCACUUCGCUGCCUGCUUGGCUUUCCUCAGCUGACCUGGCAGCAGCAAAUCUGAGUGUUGACACAACGUACAGACCUCAUAUCCCCCUCAACAAACUGGCUGUGUCAGAGUCCUACGAUACCUACAUCAGUCGAAGCUUCCAGGUGACCAGGGAAAUUCUUGCAGACUGCAAAGGGAACAAUGUGCUGAUAGUGGCCCAUGCCUCCUCCCUGGAGGCCUGCACCCGCCAGAUGCAAGGCCUCAACCCACAGAACUCCAAGGACUUUGUACAGGUGGUCCGGAAGAUCCCCUACCUUGGCUUCUGUGCUUGUGAGGAGCAGGGAGAGACUGGUGUAUGGCAGCUGGUGGAUCCACCCAUCCUGCCACUGACACAUGGGCCAAACCAUAGCUUCAACUGGAGGGAGACCUUGCUGCAGGACUGAGUCUGUGUGUGCUCCUGGAACACCAGAAAGCUCAUCUCUCCAAAUACCUGGCUGGGAACCCUAUCUAGCUACCACCCUCAAUCCCCAACCCCAGUCCGAUCCGUCUGCGUUGGUUGCAUGUACAUUACUGUCAAGUUGGACCCAAAAAUACUCUGAGCCAGCCUGCUGCCAGUUUGGCAGCUUCAUUCCAAUAUAACAUAUUUAUGGCAUCAUCGUAUAUGCUUGUAUGCUAACCUAGAUGUGUGUAAAUGACAGUGAGACGAGCAGACACAGCUGCUGGUCAGGUCAGAGCGCACAGCUGUGGCUCAGGGAGCAAUGUACAGCUGCAGGUCAGAGGGCAUCUGCAUGCAGCUGGAGGUUAGACCAGCUGUGAGUUUGUUACUGCUAAUAGACUAUGUACCUGGGUACACUGAGCAGCAAAGCCUGCGGGGAUGGCCACAUGAUGAUGGGAUCAUUCUGCUUGUGGGAAAUUAGGAAUGGCACUCUGGGCUGUGCAAGUCCUCACCAGAGCAGUGACUAAGUGGCUGUUGUUGGUUUAUGUGACCCCAGUCACCCAUCAAGAGGGACUUGUGGCACAAAGAGUCUGGCCACUCUUUGCUUUUCCUGCUAUGCAGCUGACAUCCACAUCCAGCUGGCUGCCUUCCAGCGGUCUCCAUGUAGCUUAGUCGUUGCCCUAAGAAACAUCUGCCCACCUGUAGUAACAAACUCUAGUGAGAAGCACAUGGAUUUUAUUCUUGACAAUCACGCAAAGAAGAGUUAGCGACGGUGUUCGGAUGGGCCAUUGCACACCACCAGCUCAGAUUUGGAAAGAUUUAUUCUUAAGAGUUACAUAUGCUUUUUGCCUGGUAAAGGCAUCGUACCCAAAGUGACCUGAAUUGCUUCUGCUUUUACACUCUUAUACAGCUGGAUGCUUAAUGAACAAGCUAAUAGUCUUGCUUAAGGAUACAAACAGCAGUUUUUUCUGAUGUAGUUUGAACCUGUAAUGGUCAUGUCCAAUGUCCGGCUCAUUAUGGUAUCCCUGGCCAGCUGAUGGUCUGUGGGUUGCUACGUGCCCUCGGAGACAUACAGCAGUAACUUUUUGCUUCCGAAGCACUUGAACAACACAGUGUAUGAUGUACAGAGGCAGAGCUAUGCUUCCCCAUCCUACUGUUCAGAUGGGUAAAAUGGAUUCCUUAAAGUAGAGGUAAGCCAGGGAAAUUGUAACUCGUCCCCCGUCUCUAUGCGUGUGUUGUAAAAGGCUAAACCAGGGGUUUGUGUUUUACAGUACUUGAGGUAAUUUUCAUUAAAGUCCCUGAAAUAUGGGUUGCAAGGGAAACUGCACUGUGUGAUAUUGGCUGAAAAAAUAUUGGGUGUUGCAAGGUGAGUUAUGGACAAAUUUAAAAAAAAAAAAAAAAA